CAACACAAUGACCCCUGGAUACAAAUACAUUUAAAUGUGAUCCACAAUGUGAGCUAAACAUGCCAUGUCUGUGUCACUCUUCGACUAUGGUUCUGACAGGUUUACAUUGAAUUCGGAAUCCUCACACAAAUAUCCUCCAAACGUCAUUCUCGACUAUUUGCAAGUAGCUCAGCUAGAUUUCACAUGAAUCAGUGACAAUCGAGGAGCUUGUAUUGAAUCAAUGUGAUGUGAUGUUAAGAGAUUCGUGGAAACCCAGGAAGGGAUGCGGUGAAGAUUCUGGUGAAAGAGCAAUGAAUAGCACCGAAUAUUCCUCGGUAGCCGAACUAGAGUGAUAUGCGGAAGAUGUUUUGAGAGAACGGGAGUUAGAGUGGAGAGGAGGGCGCAUUGCGUAGAAGGAUGGGUGGGGCUUGGGACACUUGGUUGGAUGGAGCGUUGGGGGCUUUGGAGAACUCCAUGCUGCUGCGAUCGCUGCGGCCGCUUGUGCUGAGUGAACCGGAUGGCAAUGAGGAUGGGGGAGAUUGCAACCAGCAUACGUUGCAGACAUUUGAAGAUCUGGGGCCAUGGGACCGCGCUGGAGUAGAAGUGAAAACCUCGCAGGUCACUGUGGAUGCUUGGCUGAGUGCUUCGACCAGCACAGGGGAGGACAUUCACAGCUUGAAUGAUAGCGUUGGGGGCAAGGGUGCGAAAGAAGAAUUUCACAAGUUGCUGCUGUUCUCUGGGAAUGAUUAUCUUGGAUUGUCCGUCCACCCAGCUGUUCGGCGAGCCGCCGCCGAGGCUGCAGUAGAGUUUGGGAUGGGGCCGAGGGCAUCUCCGUUAGUUUGUGGGUACACUUCUCAUCAUCGGCGCCUGGAAUCUACUCUAGCAGAGCUGAAGGACACCGAGGAAUGCUUGCUGUGCCCUACUGGAUUCUCUGCAAACAUGGCAGUUCUUACAGCAAUUACAAGUGUGGUUCCUGGUAGAAAUGAAGAUAAGGAAUCCCCAGUGGCCAUAUUCUCUGAUGCUUUGAAUCAUGCAUCCAUUGUGGAUGGGGUGCGUGUUUCUCAGCGGCAAAGCAAUGCAGAAGUUUAUAUUUAUAGACACAACGAUAUGAUGCAUCUGCACCAGUUACUGACCAACUGCAAACGGGAGCGGAAGGUGGUAAUCACAGAUAGUCUAUUCAGCAUGGAUGGAGAUUUUGCAUUCAUGAAGGAGUUGUCUGCUCUACGUAAACAACAUGAUUUUCUGUGGAUAAUUGACGAGGCUCAUGGAACGUUGGUAUGUGGAGAGAGUGGGGGAGGAGUGGCAGAGGCUUUUGGAGUACAAGAAUACGUUGACAUCCAUGUUGGAACUUUAAGCAAGGCAAUAGGCUGUCAUGGUGGUUUCAUUGCAUCCAGCCGCAAGUGGAAGCAGUGGAUUCAAACUAGAGGUCGCUCGUUCAUCUUCUCAACAGCUCUUCCGGUCCCUGUCGUUGCUGCUGCGCACGCUGCAAUAAUGGUGGCGAAGAAGGAGAAGUGGCGACAGCACAAGGUGUGGGCCCUCGUUCGACAAUUUUCAGAGGCCACGGGCUUGAUUUUUACGAGCCCUAUUGCUCCUAUAUUAUUUGGAGAUGCCGACGCCGCCUUGGAAGCCAGCAGGGAUGCAUUGUUUUGCAGAAAGUUACUCGCGAAGGGAUUUCAUGUUCCUGCAAUUAGGCCUCCUACUGUCCCUGUUGGAUCUUCACGGCUUCGAAUAACUUUCUCAGCAGGGCAUACUGCAGCUGAUGUGGAGGCUCUUGUCAAAGCGUUAUCUCAUUGGACCAAGACAAAAGGACCGUCCCUCAAUUUUCUUCCUUCUCCUGUUUACUGGUUUCCUGCAUCACUGACAGAUUCUAAAACACUGAAAUUGCUUCUUGGCAAUAACCGUGAAGUGCAAUCCAAAAAAGUUCGUCUGAGACCAAAGCUCUAGCGGAAAGCAGUUGAUUUGGAACGAGCAUUCUCCACAGUGAAGGUGCGAGAACUAGUACCCAGUCUAGAAUAUUAGCUUGAAUUGUGAGCUGGCAGAAAUUUUUGUAGAUGUCGAAGUUCGAACAGUCUUUAAAGGUAGAAUGACUAUUGAAUAAUUGCACUGUAACCACAAAGUGGCUGAGGAUUAACGAUUCGGAUCUAGAUGAGAAUGCCGAAUGUCUUGGAGCAAUUCAGCAGCAUCCGUUGGUUAGUCGUUUCAUCUUUGUUGCCACUACACCCUUCAAGAUUUUUCAAUGAAGUACCCAUUCAGGAUUUCGUGGUUUC
This is a messenger RNA of Physcomitrium patens, 2246 nucleotides long. RefSeq names its product 8-amino-7-oxononanoate synthase. Gene Ontology annotation, biological process: biotin biosynthetic process. The record is from RefSeq and is a predicted model, not a curated record. Gene Ontology annotation, molecular function: pyridoxal phosphate binding; transferase activity. Lineage: Eukaryota; Viridiplantae; Streptophyta; Bryopsida; Funariales; Funariaceae.